Messenger RNA from Paramacrobiotus metropolitanus, 1229 nucleotides. RefSeq lists its product as uncharacterized. NCBI's taxonomy places the organism in Eukaryota, Metazoa, Tardigrada, Eutardigrada, Parachela, Macrobiotidae. Bases 458 to 1009 code for a protein of 183 amino acids. The transcript has 5 exons. The record is from RefSeq and is a predicted model, not a curated record.
UGUUGGAGCUCCAGGCGAGACGCGCAGGACGAGAUGCGCGCCACCAUCUCCCAUAGCCAACGCGUCAUCCUCAUGCAGCACCACUGCGGCCGGUCCGGCUUCUUCAAAAUCUUUAGUGGACUUAUUGUUUGAGGCGAUCAGACCAGCACUGUCUGUUACAGUGGCGAGUCGCUGCCGCCGACCGGCUCCUCCCAUCUCCCCGGGACGGCGGCACCCUGUCUCCCUUGCAGUAGGGACCGUGUCGCGAUCUCCUCCAGCUUCGGAAGCGGCACCCUUCGGCACCGCGCAUGUGGUGGACCUUCAAGGGCAUUAUGAACGAUUCGUAAUACAGAGCGCCACGGCGGCGGGGAAGGCCGGAACGCCGUGGAAGAGUCCACCGGCGGCCGAGAAUCUCGCGGCUCUGUGCCGAUGUGGUCAGCCGAAAAGGAGACACCGAGUGGGCGCGGGUGGUGUUUGGAUGGAGCCGGUAGCCGCCGCAUCUGGCAGUGAUAAUGCCCCGGGCAGUGUCGUCGUCCCGCAGCCCCUUUUUUCCCGGCCGCUGGUGGAGAAAAAUCUCAAUAUGCAGCUUCAAAGCGCAUUCGACAGCGCCAUCCGGCAGACGGUGGUGGUGGGGCGUGACGUGGGGAUCUCGCUGCGGCUGAACAACAACUCUGCGCCUCUUCCACGUCGGCACCAUGCAGCGCCUCCAGGAUCUGAUCGUCAAGCCUCUCUUCGCACUGGUAAGCGUCCGUUGGGUAUCUUGCUGGUGCGCAAAUCACCAUGUCGGCAUCCUGUCGGCACCACCACCAGCGUCGUCAUCUCUGCCCUCCUCCCCGCGGGUCCCCUAAAUCUACGCCCUCUGUGGUGUUGUGUGUGCUCCGCGGAUAACCGCUGCACCUUAAACUGCCAUAAUUCCAGUCCCAGACCUUUGUUUACCGCUUUCAGUUCGGUGUUUUUACAAUUCACGGUGUUCUUCUGUUGGCAAUCCGUCUUUGCUUCUGUUUUUGAUUUUUACUGUAUCUGUAUUUGAUUUUACUAAUUUUAUAUUUUUUAAUGGGAUUUUUUUGAUUUGCGCUGUCAUUUUUUCCAUAUUUACUUUCUAUGGAUUUGCAAAUUUAUAAUUGGUGUCUAAUGAGAAUUUAGUGUAUUUCCAUUGGCAUUUCGUUAAUUGUAUUUAGGGGAAUGCAAAAGAAAAGUGGUAACAGAUAUUGGAAAAUAUCGGAAAUAUGGAGGUUGUGUGGUGGCGAAUA